Messenger RNA from Exophiala bonariae, 2862 nucleotides. RefSeq lists its product as uncharacterized. Bases 1 to 2862 code for a protein of 953 amino acids. Gene Ontology annotation, cellular component: cytoplasm. NCBI's taxonomy places the organism in Eukaryota, Fungi, Ascomycota, Eurotiomycetes, Chaetothyriales, Herpotrichiellaceae. Gene Ontology annotation, molecular function: glycerophospholipase activity; metal ion binding. The record is from RefSeq and is a predicted model, not a curated record. The transcript has a single exon.
AUGGCUGAAAAUACUCACUCCUUCGGACCUACGUGUGCUCUUCACGAAGAGCAAGAUGACCCCGUGACCACGGAAGGCCAACCACCGCAUGUCAAGGCCCAGUUCUUCUAUGUGUCUUCACUGCCCAUCGACGACCCUCUAUCGCCCCUGCCACCCAUCUCCGCAGAUAAGGCUAUCAAUCUCCCCCCUCAACCCUUCUCAGUUCGAGACAAUGCCGCCCUAGAAGAAGCAUGGACUGCCUUCCAGAAAGAUGAGGCCAAUAACUCGAGGUUCGGGCGUGGAAGAGGAACGAGCCCCAACAUCCGUGGCGUCUUCUCUUUUCCAGAGUUCAAGAAAGCCAGUGCCUCGUCUAGUCUCAGGUCGCCAGAUUCUUCAAAGGGCAGAGGAAGAGGAUCAUCACCCGGGUCCAAUAAAUGGGGUCGAAAGAAACAGCAACAAUCAGACCUGCCGGUCAUGCUUGAUGACAACCAGGAUAGUCGAGUUGGUAGUCCUAAGCCAGUAGAUACGGAAGAGCUGCGUUGUGAGGAUCCAGACCAUCAGCAGACAUCUGUUGGUCGGCAUAGACGAUUCUCCCCUUUUCGUCACAGGUCUAGAUCUAAAGAGCGGAAAGCGAGCAGGGAAGUCCAACUCAAGCCUAGUAUACCUGACCUGUCUACCUCAGCUGCCUCUGCAACACUUGCUGGAACAAGCUCAGAUAUCAGUGGAAGACCAUUCGCACGUGCUCCUAGUGGCCGCAAUAUUACUUCUUCAUUCAACAAUACCACCGGCUAUUUAACCGAAUCAUCAGCCGACGACUCAGCAGAUGAUUCCAAACCUAUCAAAAGUCGCUCUCGCAGCAGUGGUCGACAUCGCCAGAAUAAAUCUAAAAAGGACAAGCAGAAGAAAAUGUAUGUGCCUGUGGGAGUCUCUCGUCUUCAUCUUGUUGAAGUCCCAACACUCGUCAUGAAGCCGAUAUAUUGGUCACCAAUCAACGACACCUCCAAUGUCAUCCGAGCAACAUGGUUUUACAAGGACACCAUGUUGCCCGUUCCUGUAGAGGUUGCUAAUCGCCUCGAAGUCGGCUAUGAGUAUAUGAUGCCAUAUGCCGAACACUAUCGCGAAGAACUACAGGCUUGCAUCGAUAAUGGAGCUGAAGCUGAGCUCAAGGUUGCUCAUAAGCUAUGGCCUGACGAGGCAGUCAAUAGCAGGCCAUCGACUGCAGCUGAUCGAGGGACAAAACAAAAUCCUAACGAUUCUGCAGAGUCCACAGAUAUCAAUCUCCCAAAAGCGACCCAGAACAUGGCUGCAGAUCCUAGUCGAUCCACGGAGAAACGCCUCUUCUUAACCCACAGUGUUGUAUAUGUCGAUGCAAAGAAUGCCCAAAUUCUCAGACCGAACUCGCUUCCUUCAGAACGGCAGAACCGUCGACCUCUCAACGCGAUUCGAAAGGGGAGACAGAUAGGCGUAGCCGUGGUUCGUGGAUUCGACCGGCAAGCUUGGCUGAAAAUUCAUCCCGAUCCCAAAAUCAACGCUAAAUCCGCACACGCCAAAGUAGGUGCUUAUAUGUCUCAAUCAGGUGAUGCUACUACCCGUGGCCGCCGUAUGUCUUGUGCUGCAUGUGAACAGGACAUUAAGACACCUAAGGUGGCCGAUCUUGUCCUUGUGAUCCACGGCAUUGGACAGAAGCUAUCUGAACGGGUUGACAGUUUCCACUUCACCCAUGCGAUCAACAGUCUAAGGCGAGAGUUCAACGUUGAGUUGUCAACAGAAGCCGUAAAGGGUAAUCUCAAGGACAAUUCUGGAAUGAUGGUUCUACCGGUAAACUGGCGACUUACUGUGUCGUUUGACGAGGAGAGCAAAACAUCUGAUGUAUCGCAGAACAAUCAGUAUCAGCUCAAGGACAUCACCCCUGACAGUCUACAAGGUGUUCGGUCUUUAAUCAGUGAUGUCAUGCUCGACAUACCUUACUAUCUUUCGCACCAUAAAGAGAAAAUGACCUCGGCAGUGAUCCGUGAAGCCAACCGAGUCUACAGACUUUGGUGCCACAACAAUCCCGGCUUCGAGGAACACGGUCGCGUGCAUCUAAUCGCCCACUCUCUUGGGUCUGUCAUGGCGAUGGAGAUCCUCAGUCGCCAACCUACAAGACUGGGGAAAGACAUAAAGUUCGACCCAGACACGCCAAGCGAGAAGAUAUUUGAAUUCGACACCACCAAUCUCUUCAGCUGCGGAAGUCCCUCGGGAUUCUUCCUCCUCCUGAACAAUGCGAGCCUCACACCACGCAGAGGCCGAGGUAAACCCGGGAUGGAAGGCGAAGACCAACAACCCGGGAUCGCGUCCGAAGCCCAAUACGGCUGCAUGGCAGUCGACAACGUCUACAACAUCUGCCACCGCAACGACCCAAUCUCGUACCUACAAAACGCAUCCGUCGACCAACUCUACGCCUCAACCCUCCUCCCCGCCGUCAUUCCCACCACCGGCGUCAACUUCAUGACCCGCAUCGGCAACACCCUCCGAUGGGCCUCCAACACCACGUCAGACUCUUACAACCACCCCUCGUCAUCCAGCACCACACGCCCAGAACUCACGCAAAUGCCAUCGACCGUCGAGAUGGAGACACACAACUUCACGCGCGAGGAGAUCGCCGAGAAGCGAAUGUAUCUGCUGAAUGAAAACGGCCAGAUCGACUGGUUCCUCGAGUCUGGCGGCGGGCCCCUCGAGAUCCAGUAUCUGAACAUGCUCAGCGCCCAUAGUAGUUACUGGGUCCUGAGGGACUUCGUCAGGUUCUUGGUCGUCGAGAUUGGAAGGUUGCCCGGCAGGGAAAAUACUCUGCCCGUGUUGCGGGCCAGGAAGCAGAGGGAGUUUAAGCGGGGGACCUUGGCUUAG